Molecule: messenger RNA, 828 nt
Organism: Passer montanus (Eurasian tree sparrow)
Lineage: Eukaryota; Metazoa; Chordata; Aves; Passeriformes; Passeridae
Product: acrosin-like
Exons: 4
Coding region: 1-828 (275 amino acids)
Biological process (GO): proteolysis
Molecular function (GO): serine-type endopeptidase activity
Source: RefSeq, a predicted model, not a curated record
AUGGGACAACUGUGGGUAAGUGGCCCCAGGCCCUGGAGAGGAGCCACUGCAGCACCUGCGGCCUUCCCUGGAGGGGACCCGCCUUUCCCCAUGGCUGGGUCACAGCUUCCCACCCACCACAGGAAGCCUCAGCUCCUUGCCAGCAACCAGGUGCUGGCACGGACAGACGCACACCCCAUGGGCUUCCCUGGCCUGCUAGGGACCUGCGGACUCCGAGCUCCACAAUAUAUCAAGAGCCCCAUGACUUAUUCCUACGGCAACGUGGCUUAUGACUAUGGCAUGACACGUGUUGUGGGUGGCACAGGUGCUGCAGAAGCAGCCUGGCCCUGGAUGGUCAGCAUCCAGCACCCCUGGGUACCAGGCCUGGGACAUAUGUGUGGAGGAUCCCUCGUCAGUACAGAGUGGGUCCUCACAGCAGCCCACUGCUUCGAUGAUAUCAGAAACAUCAGCAUGGUCUACGUGGUGAUUGGAGCCACCCAUUUCACUCAGCCGGGCCCUGGGGCUGCAGUGCGCAAUGUCAAGCAGGUGCUGAUACACGAGUACUACAAUCCUGCUGACAUGAGCUACGAUAUUGCCCUGAUGCAAUUGGACCAUCAUGUCCAAUGCAGCUCCUACAUCCAGCUGGCCUGUGUGGCUGACCCCACCCUAAGAGUCUCAGAGCUGCAAAACUGCUGGAUUGCUGGCUGGGGUGCCACUACUGCAAGAACUCAACAAUCAAGUGAUCACCUGCAGGAGGCCAAGGUCCAGCUCAUCGAUGAUCUGAUGUCACACCCUUCUCCUGCUACCUGCAGGGGUCCAGUGUCACUCCCUGGCAAUCAGCCAGGCUGA